This is a messenger RNA of Peromyscus eremicus (cactus mouse), 1814 nucleotides long. RefSeq names its product protein phosphatase 2 regulatory subunit B''gamma (gene Ppp2r3c). Lineage: Eukaryota; Metazoa; Chordata; Mammalia; Rodentia; Cricetidae. Gene Ontology annotation, cellular component: centrosome; spindle. Gene Ontology annotation, biological process: cortical cytoskeleton organization; B cell homeostasis; regulation of dephosphorylation. Bases 345 to 1706 code for a protein of 453 amino acids. The record is from RefSeq and is a predicted model, not a curated record. The transcript has 13 exons.
CUGUGGUGCGCACGCGCCGAAAGGCCCCCAGCCAAGAGCUCACGCGGGCUUCUUGCUGGCCUUUAAGAUCAGGUUUGGUGAGCUGGGAUACUCCCAUAAGAAAAACCAAUUUUUCGUCUAUUUCAUGUCUGCUUUUCGCCCCUGCUAGCGUGAUCGCCGUAUCCGGAUCAGACACAGCCUUCGGGUUUUUGCCUCUGCAGCCAAGGCUUCCGCCCGGGUCCAAGAUGGCGUCCGGGCGUCCUUCUUAACUUCCACCUGCCUUGGUGGCGUCUGACGUCGGAGCUGGUAGUGGGUGGGGCGGUUAACAACCCGCAAAUGUAGGGUCCUCUGAGCGGGAGUCAGCCAUGGACUGGAAAGACGUGCUCCGCCGGCGCCUGGCGUCGCCCAACAAGGAUCCGAAGAGGAAAAAAAGUGAACAAGAAUUAAAAGAUGAAGAAAUGGAUUUAUUUACCAAGUACUACUCAGAAUGGAAAGGAGGUAGAAAAAACACAAAUGAAUUCUAUAAGACCAUUCCCCGGUUUUAUUACAGGUUGCCUGCGGAAGAUGAAGUCUUACUACAGAAAUUAAGAGAGGAAUCUAGAGCUGUCUUUCUACAGAGGAAAAGCAGAGAACUCUUAGAUAAUGAAGAAUUACAGAACUUAUGGUUUUUGCUGGAUAAACACCAGAUACCACCUAUGAUUGGAGAGGAAGCAAUGAUCAAUUAUGAAAAUUUUUUGAAGGUUGGAGAAAAGGCUGGACCAAAGUGCAAGCAAUUUUUUACUGCAAAAGUCUUUGCCAAACUCCUGCAUACAGAUUCCUAUGGGAGGAUUUCCAUCAUGCAGUUCUUUAACUACGUCAUGCGAAAAGUUUGGCUGCAUCAAACAAGAAUAGGACUCAGCUUAUAUGAUGUUGCUGGACAAGGGUACCUUCGGGAAUCAGACUUAGAAAACUACAUACUGGAACUUAUCCCCACUUUGCCACAAUUAGAUGGGUUGGAAAAAUCCUUUUACUCUUUUUAUGUUUGCACAGCAGUUAGGAAGUUCUUCUUCUUUUUGGAUCCUCUAAGAACAGGGAAAAUCAAAAUUCAAGAUAUUUUAGCAUGCAGCUUCCUAGAUGAUUUACUGGAGCUAAGGGAUGAGGAACUGUCCAAAGAGAGUCAAGAAACAAAUUGGUUUUCUGCUCCUUCCGCCCUGAGGGUCUAUGGUCAGUAUUUGAAUCUUGAUAAAGAUCACAAUGGCAUGCUCAGUAAAGAAGAACUCUCCCGUUACGGAACGGCAACCAUGACCAAUGUCUUCUUAGACCGUGUUUUCCAGGAGUGUCUCACUUACGAUGGAGAAAUGGACUAUAAGACCUACCUGGACUUUGUUCUUGCCUUAGAAAACAGAAAGGAGCCUGCAGCUCUGCAGUAUAUUUUCAAACUGCUGGACAUUGAGAACAAGGGAUAUCUGAAUGUCUUUUCCCUCAAUUAUUUCUUUAGGGCCAUACAAGAACUAAUGAAAAUCCAUGGACAGGAUCCUGUUUCAUUUCAAGAUGUCAAGGAUGAAAUCUUUGACAUGGUAAAACCACAGGAUCCUCUGAAAAUCUCGCUUCAGGAUUUAAUCAACAGUAAUCAAGGAGACACAGUCACUACCAUUCUAAUUGAUCUGAAUGGCUUCUGGACUUACGAGAACAGAGAAGCCCUUGUUGCAAAUGACAAUGAGAACUCUGCAGAUCUCGAUGACACAUGAGCUCUGGAAGACAGGACCACCUUCCUAAAGAUGCCUGAAUGCUGCAUGCAAAACCUUUGCCGCAGAAUCCUUAGAAACAUUCUAAAUAAAACUCAUCACAUGCCUGUA